AGCGUUAGCUUACACAGCUUUGUUAAAAAUGUCAUUGUCAAUGUCUACAAUCAAAAACUUUUGUACCUAUUCAUAUUUUUGUUCCCAGCCGCAGUGUAUAAGAAAUGUUGAUAGGUGUGAAUCGUGAUUAUAAAUUAGAAGUCCCUUUUUCCUGCUAUUCAUUGCACACGCCAUACAUCCUAUUUAAUAUUGAUUGGUUUUGCAAUAAGGAUACACUUUCUUAACCGUAGGUAUGGCCAGUGUACAAGACGUGCGGAAUUUAUUUCAAAUUAAGUUAAAAGAGGAUCAAAAUCAAGAAAUUCACCCUUUGGACUUAGAUAGAGUUAGAGAUGAUAAAUACCUUCAUCGUGUGUUAAAACAUAGUGCUAAUAAUGUUGAAAAGGCAGUGCAAACUUUGUUUACAAUAUUUUCAUGGAGAAAAAACGUUGGUGCGAACGAUAUCAAUGAGAAUACCAUAAAAAUGGAAUACGUUAAUGAAGGUAUAAUAUUCGCUCAUGGAAGGGACGUUGAUGGUUGUCUGCUUCUUAUUAUUAAAUCGAAAAAACAUGUCAGAGGUGCUAAAGACUUUGAAGAGAUCAAGAAGAUAAUAAUAUACUGGUUUGAUAGAAUUGAAAGAGAAGAAAAUGGUAAUAAAAUAUCUUUGUUCUUUGAUAUGGACUCAUGUGGUUUGAGUAAUAUGGAUAUGGAGCUGAUACAGUAUUUAAUAGCGUUAUUUUCGAAUUAUUAUCCCCAUUUUUUGAAUUAUAUAAUAAUAUAUCAGCUACCUUGGGUCCUAUCAGCAGCUUUUAAGAUUGUGAAGUCAUUACUGCCGGCAGAUGCUGUUAAGAUACUUAAGAAUGUUAAUAAGGAUUCAUUAAACAAUUUUGUUCCCCCUGAACAGGCUUUGAAAUGUUGGGGGGGACAUGAUGACUAUGUUUUUGAAUUUGUACCAGAAAACAAAAGUACAACUGAAUCUACACCAAAAAAGGUAACUUUUGCUGAGAAUGAAGUAAAUAAGACAGAGAACUCAUAUGAAAUGUUAAAAAUUACUCCAAGCAAUUUAAUUAUAUUCCAAAAUGAGAAUGAAGACAUAUCGGGGCAGUUUACAAUCACAAAUAUGGAUUCCGGAUCAAUAUCAUUCAAAAUUCGUACAACGGCUCCAGAAAAGUUCAGGGUGAGACCAAGUUCAGGAAUUUUAGAACCAAAUGCCUCUCAAACUGUUAUCAUUGCGGUACAAUCUGGCUUCCAAUUAAAAAAUGUUUCCAAGGACAUGUUCUUAGUCAUGUCUGUAAAGAUUCCAAAAACUGAGCUUACUCCUAAGGAAUUGAGUGACAUCUGGCAGAAUAGGUCGGGAAAUAAAUUUGAAGAAUACAGAUUGAAGUGCCAGUUCCCUGUAAAAGAGACAAAAAAUGGUAAUAUUGUUGAAAAGCAAGACAAAUAUGAUUCAGUGACAAAUGCUUUAAAUAAUUUGCAGAUUAACUAUGAAAUAUUGCAUCGGCAAGUUGAGAAGUUAAAGAUUUUUCAGUUUAUAUCUUUGGCACUAUCUAUAGUCGCUGUUGUCUUGGGAUAUUUGGUGUAUUCAACUUUGGAUGAUGGAGAUAGGUAUUGUGAAACAAUUUAAAUAUACAGUGGUUAAGAAUUAUUGAUUAUAAAGUCAAAACUUAUAAUGGGUUAUAAAACCAAUACUAAUUGCCAUUAAUCAAGUAGACAUACAUGUAAAGGUAGAAUUACUCAACUAACUCAUCAGCUGGAAGUCAUCACUCACCAUUAGGUGACUUCCUCUUUCAUAAAUCAGUGCUAGAAAUGAUAACCACAAUGGGCAUGAUAACAAAAAAUUCAAUGAUGAAAGAAUUAAAAUGAAUGAUCCAGUUUUUAUAGAAAUAAUGAGAUUCAAAAGAUAUAAAAAAAUAAAAAAAUGCGAAAUAUUGGGGUUGAGCAGGUUAUCAACUUUAAAGUAGAUCCUGUAGAUGAAAACAAAACCUGUGAGUUGAACAAACAUUACAAGAUUUGAUCAACAAUAUGUUACUCGAACAGUUGGCACACUUGGUAAGAGUGCUCCCACGGAAUGUGAGGGUUCAAGUCUUGCUUCAUUCAUAAAAUUUAGUUUUCAAAUUUUAUUUGUAUAUUUAUAUUAUUAAUUUUAAUCCCAGAACUGAGGGUUAUCAAUUUAAAACAUCAAACAAUCGUAAAAGAAUAAUUUUUCUAGGUGAGUAGGAUGUUUCUUCAAUAUAGUCUUUGUGAUUUCUUGAAAUUUGACAAUCUAACAUUGUUACACAUUAUUUCUAAAUUUAGCAAUUAAAUAUCCAUUCACAUU
This is a messenger RNA of Leptidea sinapis, 2293 nucleotides long. RefSeq names its product motile sperm domain-containing protein 2-like. Lineage: Eukaryota; Metazoa; Arthropoda; Insecta; Lepidoptera; Pieridae. Bases 233 to 1600 code for a protein of 455 amino acids. The transcript has a single exon. The record is from RefSeq and is a predicted model, not a curated record.